Canariomyces notabilis is the source of this 1590-nucleotide messenger RNA. Its product is annotated as cytochrome P450. Bases 1 to 1590 code for a protein of 529 amino acids. The transcript is spliced from 3 exons. NCBI's taxonomy places the organism in Eukaryota, Fungi, Ascomycota, Sordariomycetes, Sordariales, Chaetomiaceae. The record is from RefSeq and is a predicted model, not a curated record. Gene Ontology annotation, molecular function: oxidoreductase activity, acting on paired donors, with incorporation or reduction of molecular oxygen, reduced flavin or flavoprotein as one donor, and incorporation of one atom of oxygen; iron ion binding; heme binding.
AUGCAGUUUCUUGCUCUCGCCGUGGCCAGCGUGCCCCUCUCAGCAUGGGCGCUGCAGCGUGCAUGUUCGCACUUCAUCAUCAACAGCAGCCAUGUCACGGCCUCUUCGUAUCUCGUCCUGCUGGCCCUUGCCGCCAUCGCCGUCCAGCUCAACCUCUCGCUUGUCAGGAAAUAUCUAUUCUACCGCCGUGCCCGCGCUCUCGGCUGCGGAACCGUAGCCGUGUACCCGCACAAGGAUCCAAUCCUCGGACUCGACUCGUUCAGCGAGGGGCUGCGCGCCUUCAACAGCCACAGGCUACUCGACAUGUACGCCAAGCGGUUCGCGUCGUGCGGCACCACCCACUACACCAACACGCUGGGCAGCUGGGUGCUCAUGACCAACGAGGUUGAGAACGUCAAGACAAUCCUGACCCGGAUCGACGACUGGCCCAUCGCCGGCCCACGGCAGCUCGCUGUGCUGGCCGUGCUCGGCCCGGACAGCAUCUUUACCAGCAACGGCGCGGCUUGGCACAAGGCGCGCGUCAUGAUGCGGCCGGCGUUUGUGCGAGACCAGGUCGCCGACCUCGCCUGCUUCGACCGGCACAUCGCCAACCUGCUGGCCGCGAUCCCUGCGGACGACGGCAAAACGUUCGACAUGCAGGCGCUGCUGCUCGACAUGACCAUGGACGCGUCGACCGACUUUCUGAUGGGCUACUCGACCAACACGCUGACGACGGCGCCCAGUCCCGAGGCGCUGCAGUUUGUUCAGGACUUUGAGUACGCCAGCCGCGAGAGCGCAAAGAAAUCCCGCCUCGGGCAGGUGCUGUUCAUGCUCCCGCACCGCGAGCUGACGGAGGCGGUCCGCCGGCUGCGCGAGUACGUGCGCUUCUACAUCAAGAAGACGGCGGCGGAGGCAGAAACAAAGGAGAAAGAGCGCGGCUAUGUGUUCCUCGAUGAGCUGCUCAAGGCAAACCCACCUGAGGACUACGCCGUGGACCAGAUCCUGUCCAUCCUAAUUGCCGGUCGGGACACGACCGCAUCCGCGAUCACGGCGGCUUUCUACUUUUUGGCGCGUCACCCGGCCGCGGUCGAGAGGCUGCGCUGCGAGGUGUGCGCUCCGGAUCUGGAUGACCACCCAACCUGGGAGCAGUUGAAGCGGUUGAAGUAUCUGAAUAAUGUCAUCAAGGAAGCCCUGCGUCUCUUUUCGCCCGUGUCCACAAACUCGCGAGCGGCGAGCAAGGAGACCGUACUCCCCCGCGGCGGCGGGCCAAGCGGGAAACAGCCCAUCCUCGUGCCCAAGGGGACGCCGGUCCGCUGGUCAGUUCACGGGCUGCACCGCAACAAAGAGAUAUAUGGACCGGACGCGGACGAGUUCCGGCCCGAACGGUGGGAGUCGGAUCUUCGGGUUGGCUGGGAGUACUUACCCUUCAGCGGAGGCCCACGCAUCUGCCUUGGCCAACAGUUCGCCCUCACCCAGAUCGCCUACACGCUGUUCAAGUUCUUCAGGGCCUUCCGGGCCAUUGAGGCCCGGGACUCGGGCCCGCUGCUUGCCCAGACCAACUUGACAGCUUCUUUUCCGUAUGGUUGUUUGGUUAGUGUGACACGUGCGUGA